AUACAUUACUAUUCUUUCAUCUUCUUCCUCACAUUAGCUCAAAUCUCUCCGUUUUAUUAUAGUUUGGAUACCCCUAUAAUCCAUCAAGAUGAUUAUACUACUAUACAUGAGAAUGUUCUAAAUCAUGUUAGAGACGACGGAUUUUCCGAAAUUAAAUUAAUUUACGGAAAAUUGCCAAAAUAUAAUAAUUCUGUAUAUGUUGCUUCUAGACUAUGGCCCAUUCACGAUGAGCACACAUGGCGUCAUUUUUUCUGGAUCGCUAAAAAUGAGUAUGAGGAGUUGCACAUUUACGUGGAAGCUUCAGCGACCCCGCCACAAACUUUGACGUUCCACGGAACUCCCAGAGAGGAAGACCCAUCAUCCGUAUAUGGUAAGAGGAACAACCGCCAAACGUUUCAGAACUACGAAUCUCCUGUCACAAACUUGGGUGAAGAGUCGGACGACCCAGAUUAUGAACAAGGUUUUAGUAGUGAUGUCGAAUCAUCCACGAGCGAUGAUAAUGACGAGGUAGUAGACACCACCUGGGCCAAUGUGGAGCUAGAAGAACCAUAUGUUCAAGCGGUAGAUUCUGAGCCUGAAAGGAUCGAAGUAGGCGCACUUUACUGUUCAUAUGAUGCACUGAAAGAAGUAGUGGCGAUAGAAAACAUUCGUCAAUUUCGUCAAUCGCCUCCUCAAUUCUCAACACAUCAGGGUGUCUCAUUUGAUCAACCACCCCCUCAAUUCUCAACACAUCAAGGUGUCUCAUUUGAUCAACCACCGCCGUAUUAUGAUUCUUAUCAGUACUCAACACAAGCAGGUGAUUAUGUUGAUUCAUUUCUGGAUUCGUCAUUUUACUAUGAAGACACAACGGGGCCUUGGAACACUCGCGGUGAGGACGGAGCAGGGCCGAGCAUG
This is a messenger RNA of Cuscuta europaea, 894 nucleotides long. The record is from the annotation of a GenBank genome assembly. NCBI's taxonomy places the organism in Eukaryota, Viridiplantae, Streptophyta, Magnoliopsida, Solanales, Convolvulaceae.